AAAACCGAACUCCUUCCUUACUCAACCAUGGCAAUGCUCUCACUAGCAAUCAGAGCUCGAGCUAAACCCAACCCUCUCCUGACAUGGAGAGCCUUACAUUUCCGCAACUUCUGCAGCGGCUGUUUAGGUCUAUCUGUCCCGCCUGUGGCAGGGACCAAGUUUCUUGAGUCGUUUAGAGAAGAGUUCGAGAUUGGGUCUCGGGUAAUUUCACUGGAAACGGGUGAAAUGGCUCGUUUUGCUAACGGUGCUGUUGUUUUGGGCGUGGAAGGGACCCAAGUUUUGUCCACGGUUUCAGCCGGUAAAGGCGACGUCAUUCGAGACUUUUUACCGCUCACUGUUGAUUAUCAAGAGAAGCAAUUUGCUCAGGGUGUGAUCCCAAAUACAUUCAUGCGGAGGGAAGGUGCUCCAAAAGAACGAGAACUUCUGUGUGGUCGUCUAAUUGAUAGGCCCAUACGACCUCUUUUUCCGGCUGGGUUUUACCAUGAGAUCCAGGUAAUGGCAAGCGUUCUUUGUUCUGAUGGAAAACAAGAUCCAGAUGUGUUGGCAGCUAAUGCGACAUCUGCUGCUCUUAUGUUAUCAGAUAUUCCAUGGGGUGGACCCAUUGGAGUGGUACGGCUAGGGAGAAUUUGUGGGCAGUUUGUUGUUAAUCCAACUAUGGAUGAGCUUAGUUUAAGUGAUCUCAACUUGGUAUAUGCAUGUAUGAGGGACAAAACAUUGAUGAUAGAUGUGCAAGCUCGUGAAAUCACCGAGAAGGAUUUGGAAGCUGGUUUAAGACUGGCUCAUCCAGAAGCGGUUAAAUAUCUUGAACCUCAAAUCAGACUGGCUGCAAAAGCUGGCAAACAAAAGAAGGAAUACAAACUAUCCGUGGUCUCAGAACAAAUCUUUGAAAAAGUCAGAAACCUGGCAGAAGCACCCAUUGAUGCCAUUUUUACCGAUCCUUCCUAUGGCAAGUUCGAGCGUGGAGAGGCUUUAGAGAGAAUAACACAAGAUGUCAAAAGCGCACUUGAAGAAAAAUGUGAUGAGCAGAGCUUAAGAACUUUGCCAAAGGUUGUGGACAAUGUCAGGAAAAAGGUUGUUCGCAAAAGAAUUAUUUCUGAAGGAUGUAGAAUUGAUGGGAGACAUCUUAAUGAAGUUAGGCCAAUAUACUGUAAGGCUGGCCGUUUGCCUCUAUUGCAUGGAUCUGCUCUUUUCAAUCGUGGAGAUACUCAGGUUCUUUGUACCGUGACACUUGGAUCACCUCAGGAUGCCCAACGCUUGGAUUCCUUGGUUGGUCCCCCAACAAAGCGUUUCAUGCUUCACUAUAGUUUUCCACCAUUUUGUAUCGAUGAAGUUGGUAAACGAACUGGCCUGAACAGACGUGAAGUCGGGCAUGGAACUCUUGCGGAAAAAGCACUUGUUGCUGUAUUACCUCCUGAAGAUGAUUUUCCAUACACAGUUCGUAUUAAUUCUGAAGUCAUGGGUUCAGAUGGUUCAACAUCUAUGGCCUCUGUCUGUGCAGGCAGUAUGGCUUUGAUGGAUGCUGGGAUUCCAUUACAAGAACAUGUUGCAGGCGUUUCAGUGGGCCUUGUUACCGAUGUUAACCCAGAAACUGGUGAAAUUACAGACUAUCGUAUAUUGACGGAUAUUUUGGGUCUUGAAGAUCAUCUGGGAGACAUAGACUUCAAGAUUGCCGGGACAAGGAAUGGAGUUACUGCAAUUCAAUUGGACAUAAAACCUGCUGGGAUCCCUUUAGAUAUAAUAUGCGAGUGUUUGGAGCCUGCACGUAAAGGACGCCUUCAAAUCCUUGAUCACAUGGAGAAAGAGAUUAGCGUGCCACGAAGUCGAGAUGAUAGAAAUUCUCCUCGACUAGUUACACUGAAGUUUAGCAAUGAUGCUAUUCGGAAGUUUAUUGGGCCUCUAGGUGCUCUGAAAAGAAAAAUCGAAGAGGAAACAGGUGCUCGGAUCUCCGUAGGUGAUGGAACAAUUACUAUAGCUGCUAAGAAUCAGGCUAUAAUGGAGAAAGUGCUAGAUAAGGUUGAUUUUAUAGUUGGCCGUGAAAUUGAAGUUGGAGGAAUCUAUAAAGGCAUUGUGACAUCAAUCAAAGAAUACGGUGCCUUUGUAGAGUUUAAUGGUGGACAGCAAGGUCUGCUACACAUUUCUGAGUUGUCACAUGAACCGGUGUCUCGGGUUUCAGAUGUGGUGUCUGUUGGCCAGCAAAUCUCUUUGAUGUGCAUAGGGCAGGAUGUUCGUGGUAAUAUAAAAUUAUCUCGUAAAGCAAAUUUGCCUCGGCCUGAAUCUGAGGAAAAAGGUGUAACUGAAGGAUCUGCUCCUGUUACUAAAGAAAAAGCUAAUAUUUGGGCAUCACUUGAGAAUGUGUCAAAAGUAGAACACCUGAAGUCUACUCUUGAGGAGUUGCCCCCGAACAAAAUGGAGAAAACUGAAACAAACCGGUCUGCCUCUUUACAACCAGCAGUAGUGAUUCGGAGUGCUGCGGAGUGUGACGAGGAAGAGAAAUCUGCUGGUUUGAGUAAGACUUCCAAAAGUGCUCCUAAACCAAAGGGCACGGUGAAAAGGGGUAGUAAACUGAAAACAGUCCAGUCUUCCAGCGACAAGCCUGGUUCUUCGACCCUCAGCAGUAUGCUAUCGGAAUCCUUAUCUCGAAUGGAAGCGAAGAAAGAAUUUGAUUCUGAAGAUGAUGGUGAGGCUAAUUUGAAUGAUCAGAACAAGGAAAGUGAUGUUAAGUCUCCCGUGACACCUCAAAAGCUGAAGUUGGGAACUAAAGUUACUGCCAAGAUUUAUCAAAUUCGUGCACGUGGUUUAGUUCUCGAUUUGGGUGGUGGGAUUCGUGGCAUGUAUAGGUUUGAGCCCAAUGGUGAAAGGGAGUUUACCAUAGGUGAUGAAUUACAAGUCCAAUGUUCAAGUUUUACGAGUAAAGGUAUCCCGGUCAUGACUUUGGUGGAUGAAGAAUGAUAGCACAUUUACAGUCUUUCCUCGGAAUAUAACGCUCUUGUAGAUGGAGAAAUGUGAUUGGUGGAUAUUCUUGUUUUGGAGACUGAAACGGUAUUGAAUUUUCGACAAAGUUCUGGUGAUCGAGAAGAUUCACCUAUGAGUCUGAUUUGAGGAAGCUUUCUCGGUAGGAAACCAGCAGCAAGGUAGCAAUUAUCACUGAGACUUAAACUUCUCAAUUUUUGUCAUCCUUUUGCAUGUGCCAUGCAUGAUACAUGUUUAGCACUCUUUAAUCUCAGGGAUUUUGAUAGUUUGAAUAAUAGUAUCUGAGAAUUUGAAGAUACAGUGAAGAAUAUGUAAGCUCCUAACCAGAUUAAGUUCAUUAAUUAAGAGAUUGAAUGCUUCAUCGACGAAUCGAACAGAGCGGUGAUUGUAACUUGUAACAUAGCGGAG
Hibiscus syriacus is the source of this 3378-nucleotide messenger RNA. RefSeq names its product polyribonucleotide nucleotidyltransferase 2, mitochondrial-like. NCBI's taxonomy places the organism in Eukaryota, Viridiplantae, Streptophyta, Magnoliopsida, Malvales, Malvaceae. Bases 28 to 2949 code for a protein of 973 amino acids. Gene Ontology annotation, molecular function: polyribonucleotide nucleotidyltransferase activity; RNA binding; 3'-5'-RNA exonuclease activity. The record is from RefSeq and is a predicted model, not a curated record. The transcript is spliced from 16 exons. Gene Ontology annotation, biological process: mitochondrial RNA 3'-end processing; mitochondrial mRNA catabolic process. Gene Ontology annotation, cellular component: cytosol; chloroplast stroma; mitochondrion.